Molecule: messenger RNA, 2093 nt
Organism: Babesia bovis T2Bo
Lineage: Eukaryota; Apicomplexa; Aconoidasida; Piroplasmida; Babesiidae
Product: AP2 domain family protein
Exons: 2
Coding region: 45-2093 (682 amino acids)
Biological process (GO): regulation of DNA-templated transcription
Molecular function (GO): DNA-binding transcription factor activity
Source: RefSeq, a predicted model, not a curated record
CACAUUAAUAUUAAAUUUUUUAACAAAAUGAAACUCUAAUCAAAAUGAGAAGGCACCAAUUAAUGCCCAUCAAUCUGUACUUCCAUUCUAACAAGAGGGAAUGGCGCGCUCGCUACAUGGACAAUGGAAUCAAGAAAGCGAAGCAUUUCUCUUGCAAGAGAUAUGGAGAGAAACGUUCCUUCUUUCUAGCCUCAUUGUUCAUGAGAGCACUAGCGGAAUCUCAUGAGGUGCCAUCGGAAGACUUCAUCAACUACUGGGCUGCGAUAACAGAUGGCUUCGGUGCGUUCAAAGACCCGUCUUCGGAUUCACCGGAUACCGUACAAACGUCAUCUCUAGAUUCUUCAUUGCUAGAUCAGGCAAAAAUCAAGGACGUACGCUUUAGCUGUCACCUCAGCUCCAGACAAAACAUUAACAACUUAGCUGAUACAUUGGCGGAAUAUAAAUUAGUGCAUCACGUUGAUGGUGACUAUACCACCUCAACUCCUUGCCUGAUUCGCGAGGAUUCAUCUGUGGAUUUAAACUCGGACACAUCACGGGAUGACUCCGAUCAGAAUUCUGAAGCAAGUGUAUCUUCUAAGGAAGAAUCCGCCAUUGACCAGUUAUAUGAUAACCCUAGGGUAAGGUCAUCUAUAUUUUUUGAUGGAGAUUAUGGCUCAUUCAUGGAAAAGCAAAAGUUGUUAUUCCGUGUAAUCGAAGAUCUCAACACAUCUUUCUUUGUAUCCAAACCAUCCGUCGACUUUGUUCCCACUGUCGAUCUGGAAUCGAUAGAAAGGGACUACAUAGUAAUCGAUCAAAAGAUUCUAGGUUCUAGGGAUGCAGAUAAUAGCGAAUCGCACAACACGAGACCACGGUCGUUAGGCGUAAACAACAUACCAUCCAAACGGGUAUGUUCCAGUUUAAUGGAUAGGAAAAUGCCUCGGCCGCGGGAUUACAAUUUGGAUCGAGUGUUGAAAAGGUGUGCUGAAUGCGGGCCGGACAUCAUCCUGACGAAAAACAAACAUCUGCAAAAACUGGUCUCCAUCCUUAGCGGAAGCAACCCAGUAGAAGUGUAUUCCAAUGAAGUUAUUGAUGGAAUAUAUACGGUUAACAGACUUUGUGCAAAGACUCAAAGCGAUUUUGGACCUAGGUCAUUCUAUUCGCCAUCACUACGCCACCCAAUCGACUCGUUUGUUGAAAACGACUCAGACACUAUAAAUGGCGUGGAUAAAAGUGUCUACUUGGAUAAUACCCUUUAUAGCUAUAAGAAUGCUUUUAUGAUGCCGCGCAAUGUCGCGGGAUAUCUAACCAAACAAAAGGAAGAUCUAUUUAACUCCGCUGAUGGAGAUGAAGCGACAAUGGCAAAAAUGCCAAGGAUGUCUAACAGUAAGCUUGCAAACUUUGUAGAAUCGCUAUGCGGAGUGGAUUUUGACCAAAAGAUUAUAGAGAAUUCGAUUAAUCAAAACGCCAAAGAAUGCUGUGAUCUGCGUUCUCUGAUACAACUGUGUCAACGUGAGCCAGACGUUGGAGAUGAAAAGGAUCUGGGACGUAACAAUGAAAGCACACGUGUUCCGAAUGAAUAUUUUACAAGUACUGCUAACCAUGUAGGUCAAAUCGAGGGUUUUGACACCACUCACGUGACUUACUACAAGAACAGGGUAGUCCCAAUCAAUGCAGUGGACAAUUACACCAGCAAUACUGCUUACGAGUACAACAAAGGCGAUGUGGUACGUAUGGAGGGGGCUGGUCUGUUAGACCUCAGCACAGAUACUUUCACCGCGUUUGACGGCCGCAGACAAAACAUGAACCACUACCUGGAGGCCAUAGAUGCACUAGAAAAGCGUAUACGGGACAUUCAGGAGCGCUCGGAGAAGAUGCAACGGGCGCUACACCUUUACUCUCAACAGCCAAGAACCGAGGACGUCAAUGACUUGCAAGAGAUGCUAAGCCUAGAGACUCUGUUGUUCGUAUGCGACACGUUGAUGGAGACGAAACGCAGAUUGCACGAGGAACUGCGCAGGAAAGUUCAAGAUGAACUUGACAUGAUCAACCACAUUCUCCCCGAGCCGCUGGCCGACUCCCUAACACGAAUACUAUACCCUAAUAUGGCUUCUUGA